Pestalotiopsis fici W106-1 is the source of this 702-nucleotide messenger RNA. RefSeq lists its product as uncharacterized. NCBI's taxonomy places the organism in Eukaryota, Fungi, Ascomycota, Sordariomycetes, Amphisphaeriales, Sporocadaceae. The transcript is spliced from 4 exons. Bases 1 to 702 code for a protein of 233 amino acids. Gene Ontology annotation, biological process: carbohydrate metabolic process. The record is from RefSeq and is a predicted model, not a curated record. Gene Ontology annotation, molecular function: cellulase activity.
AUGCACUCUUCACACAUUCUCAGCUUGUUCGCCUCGUCGACCCUCUUUGCGGCAGUGAAUGCUGCAAGUGGCACUGGCACGACGACGAGGUACUGGGAUUGUUGCAAACCCAGCUGUGCGUGGUCCGGCAAAGCAUCCGUCAGUGCCCCAGUCGACACGUGCGACAAGAACGAUAGCGUGCUUGCAGACGUGGACGCGAAAUCCGGCUGCGAUGGCGGCACCGCCUACACUUGCACGGACAACUCUCCCUGGGCCGUCAGCGACACGUUGGCGUAUGGCUUCGCGGCCACGGCCAUAAGCGGAGGUUCCGAGUCGACCUGGUGCUGUGCUUGCUACAAGCUUACCUUUACUUCUGGUGCCGUCUCUGGCAAGACGAUGAUUGUGCAGUCAACCAACACGGGUGGUGACCUCGGCUCCAAUCAGUUUGAUAUCUUGAUUCCCGGCGGUGGAGUUGGCAUCUUUGACGGAUGUACCUCGGAAUUUGGAUCCGCUCUCCCCGGAGCCCAGUACGGAGGUGUCAGCUCCCGGUCCGACUGCGACUCGAUGCCCUCCAGCCUCGUUGCCGGCUGCCAGUUCCGGUUCGACUGGUUCGAGGGCGCCGACAACCCCGGCGUCACCUUUGAGCAGGUGCAGUGCCCGACCGAGAUUACAGCAAAGUCGGGCUGCACGCGUGACGAUGACUCGUCUUUCCCCGCAGCAUAA